AUGGCCCUCUCCCGCACGCAAGAGCUCUGUGUGGCGUGUGCGACGGAUGCGACCCUGGGCCACGCGCAACAUGCUGCAAUUGCGCUGGUAGAACUAUGCAUCGCGGUUGAGACCGCCCAGUCUCGGCGGAAACGCGCCAUUUCUAUGGCCACGGUAGCGGUCGAACUCUUGGCCCCGAUUUUGCAGAAAGCACACGAUGGAGAGCUUAAAGUAGAGGACACAGUUUUUAAGCAUCUCCUCGAAGAGAUCACAACAACACUCGGGCGGAUGCGCAGUUUUGUUGAGCAGCAUCCAGGCUUUCUGAACCCUCUGGAGACCUUCCAGCUGAGGCAGCAACUGAAAAAAAGCUGCAAAGCAGUCUUGAGGCUCUCGAAAUCUCAUAACUCCACGAAGAGCAGUACCAUCCUCAAAGUUGUGGACCUGAGCGCGCAGAUUGCGGUUGCGGUCUGCGAUGCGCCGGUGCUGAAUGCUUUCAAGCCGAUCGCGAACGUCGUCGCCCUAAUCAGCAACAGAGCAAUGGCGGUCAAGGCGAACCGGGAGGCCGCCGCCGCGCUUGCACAACACGCGGAAAAUGUAACCACUAGUGUUUUGAAAUACGCUGUUUUAGCGGGAGGAUCGGAGGCUGAGCUUGAAGCGCUCCAAAGUGCUCUCCAAGACACCGCAACACUUCUAGACACUCAACACAGUAAAUAUACCGCAUGGUUUUCAGCGACCUCCGAUUCGGCGCGGUUCGCGAGCGUCAACGCCAAGCUGGACAAGGCGCUGGCGGUUUACACGGCACGGGAGGCUGUGGAAGUCAAAAUCCUUCUUCGCAGAACGAGUGAUCAAGUCUCACAGCUUGGUGCUGUUGUACGACGCGACACGCGCAAGUUUUUUUUUUAG
Molecule: messenger RNA, 882 nt
Organism: Mycena indigotica
Lineage: Eukaryota; Fungi; Basidiomycota; Agaricomycetes; Agaricales; Mycenaceae
Exons: 7
Coding region: 1-882 (293 amino acids)
Biological process (GO): cell surface receptor signaling pathway
Source: RefSeq, a predicted model, not a curated record